Messenger RNA from Penicillium macrosclerotiorum, 960 nucleotides. Its product is annotated as thiamine transporter TPC1. Gene Ontology annotation, cellular component: mitochondrial inner membrane. Gene Ontology annotation, biological process: thiamine pyrophosphate transmembrane transport. Bases 1 to 960 code for a protein of 319 amino acids. The record is from RefSeq and is a predicted model, not a curated record. Gene Ontology annotation, molecular function: thiamine transmembrane transporter activity. The transcript is spliced from 2 exons. NCBI's taxonomy places the organism in Eukaryota, Fungi, Ascomycota, Eurotiomycetes, Eurotiales, Aspergillaceae.
AUGUCGGCCGGGGGCGAGCAUCUCAAAGAUGAGGGCACCAAGCGACAAGUGGUACUGGCUGGCGGGACCGCCGGGCUGAUCUCGCGCUUCUGCAUUGCGCCGCUGGAUGUCGUCAAGAUCCGCCUGCAGCUGCAGAUCCAUUCGCUAUCAGACCCGGCAUCGCAUCGCACGGUUGUCGGGCCUGUUUACAAAGGCACAUUGUCGACAAUGGGAAAUAUCGUCCGGCAGGAAGGCAUCGCGGGACUAUGGAAGGGCAACAUCCCUGCCGAGAUGAUGUAUGUCUGCUACGGGGCCCUUCAGUUCACUGUCUACCGAGCAACCACCCAAGCCCUGGCUGAAUUGGGCCCCUACCGCCUCCCGCCGUCCGCCGAAUCCUUCGCCGCUGGUGCCGUCGCUGGUGGAAUUGCUACGGCUACCACAUACCCUCUCGAUCUCCUACGUACACGUUUCGCAGCUCAAGGGACGGACCGAAUCUAUGGAUCUUUACGGGCCUCAGUAGUUGAGAUCGCACGGCAGGAGGGCCCCGCGGGUUUCUUUCGAGGCUGUUCAGCGGCCGUGGCACAGAUUGUACCAUACAUGGGGUUGUUCUUCACGGCAUAUGAAGGGUUCAGGCCGACAAUGAGCAAGUGGGAGUCCUUACCAUUUGGCACUGGUGACGCUGCAGCUGGUGUAUUGGCCAGUGUGAUUGCGAAAACGGGCGUUUUUCCGCUGGACCUCGUCCGCAAACGCCUACAAGUACAAGGUCCAACACGGACACGAUAUGUCCAUCGAAACAUUCCGGAAUAUAACGGGGUGGUGCGAUCAAUAUCUCUCAUCUUGAAAACGCAGGGCGUGCGAGGACUGUACCGAGGACUGACAGUCAGCUUGCUAAAGGCAGCGCCCGCGAGCGCGGUGACCAUGUGGACCUACGAGCGGGUAUUGAGAUUGCUCCAGGAAAUGGAUCUAGCAGCAUUGAGUUGA